This is a messenger RNA of Exserohilum turcica Et28A, 1987 nucleotides long. RefSeq lists its product as uncharacterized. Gene Ontology annotation, molecular function: carbohydrate:proton symporter activity. The transcript has 5 exons. Bases 231 to 1748 code for a protein of 505 amino acids. Lineage: Eukaryota; Fungi; Ascomycota; Dothideomycetes; Pleosporales; Pleosporaceae. Gene Ontology annotation, biological process: carbohydrate transport; transmembrane transport. Gene Ontology annotation, cellular component: membrane. The record is from RefSeq and is a predicted model, not a curated record.
AUCUGGUCGUUGACGAGUCAAGCCACCCCAUAUGCCGCAACCUCCACCCGCAGCUUGGCGCCCCAGGUGUUGCAUUCCACAACAUCGCGUAGUCCUAGUUCGGGUGUUAAGCUCUACGCGCCACACGUACAGUCAGCGUUGUCACUUCUUACCCGCCUUGUAGUCCAGCUCCAGAUCACCACGUGCCGGCAUCUGAGUCCCCCGGGCCUGUGCAGCAACCAACACAGACCAUGGGCUCCGCAGUCAGAGAACAGACGACAUUCACGCUGGUCUUCAGCGUGCUUGUCUUCUUGCAGGGUGCUAUUCUGUUUGGCAUAGAUACAGGUUCAUUUGGCUCGCUGCAGGCUCUCCCGUCGUUUGUGCAUCGGUUUGGCGUCGCGAGAAAUGGAAAGCAUAUUCUCCCCGCCACACGCAAAGCGUUGAUGAACUCGCUGCCGUGGAUCGGAAAAAUUACUGGUUGCUUCGCGGCGGAACCGGCAAUUGAAAGACUGGGAUUCAAAAAGACCAUGUAUCUCGCUGCUGUGGUCCAGAUUAUAGCCAUUAUCAUUGAGCUCACGUCUCAUGCCUGGUCCCAAUUCACCGUCGGUCGCAUCAUUGCGUACAGCGCAGUCGGCCUAGUCGAAAACGCCGUGCCAGCAUACAGCGCCGAGAUCUCGCCAGCAGCGACGCGAGGCCUCUUCGCAGGCUCCAUCAUGUUCGUCACGGGACUUGGGAAUCUCUGGGGCGCAGGCAUGUCGCGGGCGUACGCGACCGAGUCUUCUGCAAAAGGCUGGAUGAUCCCCACCUCGAUGCAGCUGAUCCCCGCCGUACUCAUGCUGCUCCUCGUGCCGUUUACCCCGGAGUCUCCGCGCUGGCUCCUGCUCAAAGGCGACACGGAAAAAGCAUCCAAGAACCUCAAUCAACUCCGUCCAAAAGCCCAUGUCGCGAGCGGAGCCACACAGGCGGAAAUCGAUGCCUUUGUCUAUGCCAUCGAGGAAUCUCAUGCCCAGGACCAGGGCCGGUGGCUCGAUCUCUUCCGUGGAAACUACCUUCGACGCACAUGGAUCUGCUCGACGCUCUUCAUCCUCGAACAAACAAACGGCAACCAAUUCGUGCAGUCCUACGCCGCAACCUUCUACGUGCAGCGCGGGCUCGGCGCAAACUCCUUCACAUACACGAUCCUGGGCCAAGUCGUCGGCAUCAUCGGGUGCGGCGUGGGUCUCGCUCUCGUCGACACCACGGGCCGGCGUCCGCUCAUGCUCGGCGGCAGCAUCCUGUGCACCCUGUUCCUGUACCUGGCCGCCGGCCUCGGCAUGCAGGAUACCAAAUCGCUUGGCCAGACGACUAGCAAUACUAUCCUUGCGUGUUUUAUUCUACUCCCGGCUUUCACGCGCAUUUCGGCGAGUACAAAUGCGUUUUUAACGGGCGCCGAGAUUGGGGGCGUGAGAAUGAGGAAAAAGACUAUGGCCUUCGGCACCGCCUGCGACGUCGCCGCCGCCUUCCUCGUCACCUUCGUAACGCCGUACCUGCUUCCCUCCAUGGGCGUCAACAUCGGCUGGAUCUUUGGCUCCGUCGCCGCCUUCUCCGUCGUCUGGUCGUAUUUGUUUUUCCCGGAGCUCAAGGGCCGCUCGCUCGAGGAGGUGGAUGAGCUGUUUGAAGCCCGUUUGGACGCUAGGAAGUUUGCGGCGUACAAGAGUACCGGCGUGCGCCGUCUUGUGGCGCGUUUGGAGGCCGCGGAGAAGGAGCGUGCGGAGAAAGGGGCUGCGUGAGGUGCUGUGGGAUGUGCUGAUGCCAUGUGCGACGGCGCAGAAAAGCGGGAUUUCGUGGUGUAGCGAGGGAGCGAUGGGACGUGGAGAUUCUACAUCAAGGAAAUGGUUGUGCAAAGUGAGAAAUUGAAAUACAGUUUUUCCCGGGCCUUUUCUUUUUCUUUUUCUUAGUUGUAGAUAGUGGACUGAGACGUACUCAGUCGGGUAAGUCAAUGCUUGUGGGACUGAUUUGUUGCAGGUAC